UGGUAGGAAGAGGGCUGUGAUCAGAUUUGUAGCAUGCGUAUCGCUGUCAUGUAAGAGUCAGCGACCCAAGCUUUCUAAUUUUCGGUGCCGAUAGAAACCAGAGCUCCAUCUUUAAAGAUGCAUGAGAUGUCUUGAACUACGGAGAAUAGAGAUGGAGGCUCCGCCAGAGAAAGUGUUUCUGUGUCAGAGAGAAUGAAAGUAAGGGAGGGGAGAGGCUUGUGCAGAUGACAGUGUAUUUGUCAGUGGCAGUGAAGGCCCGAAGGCCUCCACCUGCUGAAUGAACCCCGUCAGUGUCGGGGAGUACCAUGGGCUGCGGGUGGGCUCAGCCGUGCUCAGCAUUGUGGCGGGCUGCAUCAUCAUUGGGGUGUCCAGGGAGUGUGACGCUGAUGCUGUAGGAGGGAUCUUCCUGGGAGCGGGAGGCCUUGGCCUGCUCAUAUCUAUCUAUCCCUUCAUAAAAGCCUGGCUGAACAUCAACCAUAUUCUUCCAUCUUUUGGAAACUUCCGAGUGCACCCCUCACCUGCUAAUCCUGCUCCCGAUCAACCUGUAGACACACUAAGAAGAGAAGGGACUCAGAGUCAACUCAAUCUGGAGCGUUCGAAGAGUCGAAUGGGAACCUUUGUGGAGGGCGGACCGAUGGCUGAGACCAACCCAGAGGAGGGGACUUCAGACAUGCCAGAUGUUUUAUCCAGACGAAAACUUAAGCAGCCGCCUUGUGAUCAAGACCUGCCAUGACGUCGUCACAUGACCUGACUGACCAAUAUUAUUCAACUUCCCCUGAACUUGUUGAGAUCACCUCACGGUAUUGUACUUAUGUGACCUAAUAAACAUCU
This is a messenger RNA of Cottoperca gobio, 831 nucleotides long. RefSeq names its product kinocilin (gene kncn). The transcript is spliced from 5 exons. Lineage: Eukaryota; Metazoa; Chordata; Actinopteri; Perciformes; Bovichtidae. The coding region runs from base 278 to 733 and encodes 151 amino acids. The record is from RefSeq and is a predicted model, not a curated record.